AUGAUUGAAUAUAAGACGAGGUAUCAACAUGGUUUAGUUGGAUUGGGAUUUGUUUUCGUUAUAUUUUUGUUUUCUAAUUCAUGGUUUCAAUCAAGUAAACAACAGAAUUCAGAUUCGUCAUUGAUAAGGAAUUUAGAGUGGAAUGAUAUAAACUUUAUACACACAACUGAUACACACGGCUGGUAUUCUGGUCAUCUUAACCAGAAACAGUACAAUGCAAAUUGGGGGCAUUUCAUAUCAUUUACUAGUCAUUUAAGGAAUAUAGCUCACUCAAAGAAGCAAGAUUUUUUGUUGGUAGAUACUGGUGAUAAGCACGAUGGGAAUGGACUCUCGGAUGUAACUAUACCCAAUGGUGCUGAAUCUUUACCAAUAUUUAUGAAGCAGGACUACGAUUUACUUACUAUUGGAAACCACGAAUUAUAUACCUUGGAAAACUCCCAGCAAGAAUAUGAUUUAGUCCGUAAACACUUUAAAUCUAACUAUGUAAGUACGAAUGUGGAAUACAAAUUACAGAAUGGUACAUUUGUGCCAAUGGGUCAAAGAUACAAGUAUUUUAUGACACCCAUGCAGAAAAUUAGAAUAUUAGCAUUUGCAUUCUUGUUUGAUUUUACAAGAUAUAAUUCUGGAACCAAAGUUGAACCAAUUAUGAAAGUUCUAGACGAGGAUUGGUUCAAGGAUAUUUUAAUUGAUCACCCUGCUGAUGAAGUUGAUUUACUUGUGAUAUUUGGUCAUAUUCCUGUAACCCAUAAUGAUGAAGAGUUGUUUCAAUUACAUCUGUUCUUGAGAAAAUAUUACCCCAAGACCAAAAUCCAAUAUUUCGGUGGGCAUUCGCAUAUAAGAGAUUUCAGUGUUUAUGAUGAUUAUCUGACCGGCUUGCAAAGUGGAAGGUUCUGUGAAACUGCGGGUUGGUUAAGUAUUAAUUUAAACCCUACCGGGAAUGAUUUGAAAGGGGUAGACAAGGUUGAAAGCACAUUUUCAAGAUCCUACAUUGAUUUUAAUUUAGAAUCAUUUAUGUACCAUACAAAUAUCAGCUCUAGUGAAGAGUUUAAUACUGAACUUGGGUUGAAUGUCUCCAGACAUAUUAAUGAAGUCCGAAGGGAAUUAAACUUAGAAGAAAUAAUCGGCUUUGUUAGAAAUAGUAAUUACUUCAUGGAUUAUGUUUCCAUACAGAAUCCUAAAAGCAUUUUUAAGCUCUUAACAGAUAAAGUAUUACCCACAUUAGAGGUUGGUAACCAAAAUAUAACAACUUCAGAUCAGAGAUUAAUUAUAAUUAAUACUGGCUCAAUAAGAUAUGACCUCUACAAAGGUCCAUAUACAUUGGAUUCCCAGUAUAUAAUCUCUCCCUUCGAAAAUGAUUGGGUCAAAUUGACGUUGCCUAAGCAUAUAGCUAUAAGGAUAGCUCCCAAGUUAAAUGAAUGGCUGUAUAUUAUUCGUUCUGCAAACGAUAACACAUUGGACAACAGAAGGCUAUUACCUGAGCAUCAAUAUUCCAGACUCCUUAAGGAUUAUUCGUCUUCCAAAAACUUUGCAAAGUAUUCGGAGCAGCAUUAUUUCAAAAAUCAAAUUCCUGAAAGAUUUCAAGAAAUAGGUGAAUUAAAGUCUGCCUCUAGAAAAAGUAGGUUGUCCAAGGGCUAUGUCACGCAUGAUGAUUUUGGUCACGAUGGUGAUGACACCUUACAUAGGCCAGUAGUAAAUCACCCUAUUCCAAAUGUUGUGCAAUCAAAAGAAUUAUUCGAUUCUGAUGAAGACUCGCCCGUCGAUGUUGUUUUUUACAGUUUUAUUACUCCAAAUGUAUUAUGGGCAUUAAAGGAAAUUGGGUUUGAUGAAGACGUCAGUACACGAAUCGAGUUCUAUUCUAAACACUAUUUGGGUUUAUUAUUAAAUGAGUAUAUUAGAAAUCAUGAUAUAUAG
This is a messenger RNA of Debaryomyces fabryi, 1911 nucleotides long. RefSeq lists its product as uncharacterized. Bases 1 to 1911 code for a protein of 636 amino acids. The record is from RefSeq and is a predicted model, not a curated record. Gene Ontology annotation, molecular function: hydrolase activity. Lineage: Eukaryota; Fungi; Ascomycota; Pichiomycetes; Serinales; Debaryomycetaceae. Gene Ontology annotation, biological process: nucleotide catabolic process. Gene Ontology annotation, cellular component: cytosol. The transcript has a single exon.